This is a messenger RNA of Wallemia ichthyophaga EXF-994, 1068 nucleotides long. Its product is annotated as GPN-loop GTPase 2-like protein. The transcript has 4 exons. Gene Ontology annotation, molecular function: GTPase activity. Gene Ontology annotation, cellular component: cytoplasm. The record is from RefSeq and is a predicted model, not a curated record. Lineage: Eukaryota; Fungi; Basidiomycota; Wallemiomycetes; Wallemiales; Wallemiaceae. The coding region runs from base 1 to 1068 and encodes 355 amino acids.
AUGACUAAAUUCGGUCAGAUCGUCAUCGGUCCACCAGGCGCAGGCAAAACGACAUAUGUGGAUGGUUUAUCUCAGUUCCUCACCGCCCUUCACCGUCCCUUAACACGUAUCAAUCUCGAUCCUGCUGCCGAUGAGCCACCUUACACACCUGAUAUUGAUAUACGUGAUCUGUGUACUGUGGCCGAUAUCAUGCAGGAACAUUCCCUCGGUCCUAAUGGUGCCACCCUCUUUGCGUUUGAAUACAUUGACGUCAAUUUCGAUUGGUUGGAACAUCGUAUAGAGGAGUGUGGGGGCGAGUACUUGGUUUUUGAUAUGCCUGGCCAGGUCGAGCUCACCACGGGACAUACCGCACUCACCAAUAUCCUCACAAAGCUCAAGAAGCAACUCGAUUGCAGGCUAGUAGUCGUCAAUCUCACCGACGCUCAUUGUCUCGCUGAACCAAGCAGAUAUAUUGCCGUUUGUCUCCUCUCACUCCGUUCUAUGCUGGCUUUGGAGCAACCGCAAAUCAACGUUCUGUCUAAAAUAGACACUCUUCCUCGUUUCGGUGAUCUGCCCUUCAACCUCGAUUAUUACACACAGGUACACGAUCUCGAUUACAUCUGCGACUAUCUUAACACUCAGCGACACACUUCUCGUUUAGAAGGUUUGAAUAGGGCUAUUUGUGAGAUGGUUGAAGAUUUCGGAUUGGUGUCUUUUGAGACACUCGCAGUCGAGGAUAAACAAAGCAUGACUAAGCUCGUCAGACUCACUGACCGAGUCUGUGGAUAUGUGUUUCAGGGCGAACUCUCUGAACAGGACAGCGCACUGUCGCUCUUCACCUCCGCUAUGGGCUCACUUCCAGGUGAACACGAUAUAGAUGUCCAGGAGAGAUGGCUCGAUGCGCGCGAGGACUAUGACGCUUUUGAGGACCAGUUGUGGAAGGAUGAGGGUGAGUUGGUGGCGGAAGAGCAGAGUCGGGAGGAGUUGAAGACGGGUGAGAAGCAACCACAACAAGCUACCCAUCUCAAGCCAACUGCAAACACUUUCUCAGGCGCAGACAGGCCGAAGGUCGCAAGUACGAAUAAGUGA